GUAAAAUGUCUGUUCCGGGAUCCUACCAGGCGGCCGCUGGGCCUUCCUCGGUGCCAACUGCACCCCCAUCCUAUGAAGAGACGGUGGCUGUUAACAGUUACUUCCCGAUGCCUCCUGGCCCGGUGCCGGGGCCGACCACAGGGCUGGUGACGGGCCCGGAUGGCAAGGGCGUGAAUCCGCCUGCCUACUACACGCAGCCAGUGCCCGUCCCCAAUGCCAGUGCAAUUGCUGUGCAGACCGUGUACGUCCAGCAGCCCGUCUCCUUUUUCGACCGUCCGGUCCAGAUGUGCUGUCCUUCCUGCAACAAGAUGAUCGUGACUCAGCUGUCCUAUAAUGCCGGCGCCCUCACCUGGCUCUCCUGUGGGAGCCUGUGCCUGCUGGGGUGCAUAGCGGGCUGCUGCUUCAUCCCCUUCUGUGUGGAUGCCCUGCAGGACGUGGACCACUACUGUCCCAACUGCAAAGCUCUCCUGGGCACCUACAAGCGUUUGUAGGACUCGGCCAGACCCGGAGGGAGCUGUACGCUGCCGGAAGUGCUCUCCGACUCUCACCCCGUCCUGCCCUGGUGGGAGUGGUGUCCCGCCUCGCUAGCCUCCUCUCUCCAGGGUCUUCACCUUCGUGUCUUCUUUUGGGGGAAAAAUAUCGCAAAAGUAACACACCUCCGAAACCCCAGAGGUCGCUGCUCGGAGUCAUGCACAGGACCUGCAAAGACAUUCACCCUGAGUGCUGGUUCCCGCCUCCGGUGACGCCAGGCCACCCCGUGCAACUGGGACCGUUGCCCCAUCGGGAUCUUCCAGUGAUUGGCCACUGGCCGGCUUCACUUCUUGCCUCCGUGGGCCUUUCCAGGGGGGUGGUCUCAAGCCAGGAAGCCACAGGUUGCCUUACUUUUCGAGACUGUUCUGGCCCAAAUGCGGCUGACCCCACCUUCAGUGCCUGCGUCCCGCUCACCUGUUCCCAUGGCCCAUGAUCUCUGCCU
This is a messenger RNA of Lontra canadensis (Northern American river otter), 973 nucleotides long. RefSeq names its product lipopolysaccharide induced TNF factor (gene LITAF). Bases 6 to 491 code for a protein of 161 amino acids. The transcript has 3 exons. The record is from RefSeq and is a predicted model, not a curated record. Lineage: Eukaryota; Metazoa; Chordata; Mammalia; Carnivora; Mustelidae. Gene Ontology annotation, molecular function: zinc ion binding. Gene Ontology annotation, biological process: regulation of cytokine production.